CAAGAAACAGAAAGAAAUUUUGACAUGAAUUUUGACGAGAAUAUAGUAGACGUUUGUGAUAGUUCAAAUCUUAUUCCCGAACCAGAGACACAAUCUGAGGAAACAGAAUUAACUGCUACAGCUGGUGACAACAAAAGUGAAGUCAAAUGCUGUGUAUAUUUGAUGACAUUGUUUUCCUUUGGUCUUAUCUCCAGUACGAUACUAUAUCUACGAUUUCUAUCUGAUUUAUCGAAAGAAGUAAAUGGCGAUACUGAAUACAUAAACCCUCUUUGUCUAAUUCUAACCACCAUUGCUGCCGCUGGAAACUUGUGCUAUCUUGUUUUGGUUAUUACCACCUACGUAAAAACUGGCUGUGAGGGAAAUGUCAUUUUCUCUGUGCAAAAACUAUUUUUUCUUGUUCUGGGCUUUUUUGCAAUAGCAUCUUUUGUAGCUGAUGCAUUCAAUAGUAAAAACUCCUGCCCGCUACAAUACAUUAUUUUGUGUUGUACUUUUUCGACUACUAGUAUUCAAACGUUUUACCUAUGUUCAAUUGACUCCCAUUGUAUUAAAAUACAUAAACUGACCAAUGUUGCGUUCACUAUCUUAAUGGCGGUAAAUCUAUGCAUUUGGCUGGAUACAGAAACAGAAGAAAUUUACAAUAUUUUCCAUAUAUCUAGCAAUUCUAGUUCAAACACUUACCGUAAAUUCCGAACCAAAAAAUCUUUAUGACGAUAUUUCAGAUGCAAUUGAUCCUUUCUCAACACCAUUAAAGAUCGAAUAUUUUCUCAUGGCUUUAGAAUUACUGACAUCAAAAUUGGACUCUUCUCAUUCAAAACGCGGCAACUCCCAUACCCUCAUGGGACAAAUUCACUCAAA
Saccostrea cuccullata (small rock oyster) is the source of this 855-nucleotide messenger RNA. RefSeq lists its product as uncharacterized. The transcript is spliced from 2 exons. The coding region runs from base 25 to 708 and encodes 227 amino acids. Lineage: Eukaryota; Metazoa; Mollusca; Bivalvia; Ostreida; Ostreidae. The record is from RefSeq and is a predicted model, not a curated record.